Molecule: messenger RNA, 651 nt
Organism: Kockovaella imperatae
Lineage: Eukaryota; Fungi; Basidiomycota; Tremellomycetes; Tremellales; Cuniculitremaceae
Exons: 6
Coding region: 36-557 (173 amino acids)
Source: RefSeq, a predicted model, not a curated record
CUCCAUACAAAUACAUCCUCCGAGUAUCUAGUAUCAUGGCCGUUACGCAUCCGCGCCGUCCGCUUCCAGGCCUGUAUUACUACUUCUUCUGGCUCAUUGAACCUGCUUUGACUCUGGCUGGAGCUUGGUCAGCAAUUAGCAACUCACAGGGCUAUGCUGCUGAUCUCCUCCACAACGAAGAGCCAGGAACGGUCAACCUGGGCAAAACCAUCCGAGGACAAAUUGUGGUCGGCGGCCUCGGUAGCUGCUUCUUGCUGUUCGCCAUGAUCUCUCUGUCCCUGUUUCCCAUCAUCAAACGUUCGUUACCGGAUAGGCCAGACAUUCAGGAGAGAUUGGUCAAGGGGAUCCUGAUCCCUCUAGCCAUUGCUGAUUUGACUCAUAUAUCCAUGACGCUGCUGCCCUUACCAAUGUCGCUGCUUCAGCAGCCGCUCAAGUGGACAUACAUGAUUCAUUGCAACGUCAUGAUCACAGCCUUCUUGUUCCUCGUCAGGUCGAUGUACCUACUAGGUGUUGGUCGAGGUAAAAGCGCAAAGAGAGCCUCCCGGAAAGAUCUGUAAGGGGACCGACUGGAGGCAGCGAGCUCUUGUACGAUACACGAGGCCUCUCUGAGUCAUGUACUAAGCGGAGCCAUGCAUCUGUGUGAUAUUCGUC